AUGAUUGUUCAUUUGUGCGUGCUAGUUUCACGCUGUGAUGGAGCUGAGAUCCAAGCAGCAUUGGCACAGUUGACAGGCCAAAGGACAGUGCCUAAUGUCUUUAUCGGUGGCAAGCACAUUGGUGGCUGUGACGACACGAUGGCCCUCAACAAGUCAGGGAAGUUGGUUCCUCUUCUUACUGAGGCUGGAGCUAUUGCUGCUACUACUGCUUCUGCUUCUUCCUAG
Molecule: messenger RNA, 225 nt
Organism: Linum tenue
Lineage: Eukaryota; Viridiplantae; Streptophyta; Magnoliopsida; Malpighiales; Linaceae
Source: the annotation of a GenBank genome assembly